AUGGUUCUUACGCUCAAGCUUGAGGGAAAUGAUGGACAAUUAUUUGGAGAUGCUCAUCUCUAUCAUAACAUUGCGGGAGGCUUGCAAUAUGCGUGUUUAACAAGACCUGACAUAGCCUAUGCAGUUAACAAGGUUAGUCAGUACAUGAAUAGCCCAUGUGAUACACAUUGGAGAGCAGUAAAGCGCAUAUUGAGGUAUCUCAGUGGCACACUUGAGCAUGGUCUGUUUUUCACUCAAGCUGGAAAUUUUAGUCUAGUCUGUUACAUUGAUACAGACUGGGCAACCUCGGAGGAAGAUAGACGAUCCACAACAGGUUACUGUGUAUAUCUUGGGGGAAAUCCAAUUGCAUGGUGCUCUAAGAAGCAAAGUGUUGUGUCUAGGUCUACAUCAGAAGCGGAAUAUAGAAGCCUUGCUAAUUCUGUCUCUGAAUUGAUUUGGAUUGAACAUCUACUUGAUGAAAUUGGGGUUAGAGUAGCUGGAAAGCCAGUUGUGUGGGAGAAAGUUCUGGCUGAUCAAUUGAGUGUCAAUUUUGUGCCUUUUGCAGAGCAGGUGGCUGAUAUACUCACCAAGCCAUUGCCACCUGCAAUAUUCAGUGACAUGCGCUCUCGCCUUGGUGUGAAGUCAUGA
Hibiscus syriacus is the source of this 627-nucleotide messenger RNA. RefSeq names its product secreted RxLR effector protein 161-like. The coding region runs from base 1 to 627 and encodes 208 amino acids. Lineage: Eukaryota; Viridiplantae; Streptophyta; Magnoliopsida; Malvales; Malvaceae. The record is from RefSeq and is a predicted model, not a curated record. The transcript is spliced from 2 exons.